Cuscuta epithymum is the source of this 1722-nucleotide messenger RNA. NCBI's taxonomy places the organism in Eukaryota, Viridiplantae, Streptophyta, Magnoliopsida, Solanales, Convolvulaceae. The record is from the annotation of a GenBank genome assembly.
AUAGACCUAAUAUACAAGUUCUCUUCUUCUUAUGCGCACGUCUAAUUCUAUGUUUCUUUCAUUUUAUUCUUUAUUUAAUAUGGUAUCAGAGCCGAAAUCCUGGCUAUUUUAGAUUAAUCGACAAAACAGCCAUACCUCACGGAGAUGGCAGUUGGUGAUGAAAACAGCGGCAAUGGCGCUACCUUGACCAUUGACUGCAUGUCGCCUUACUUUAUUCAAUCCGGUGAUAAACCCGGUGAUGUCUUCGUUACUUCUCUUUUACGUGACGGCAAUUACGGAGACUGGCUCGAUGAAAUGAGUAACGCUCUGUAUGCCAAAAAUAAAAUUGGUUUUGUCAAUGGUGAUAUUCCUAUGCCGGCAAGCAAUUCCCCUUAUUUACCGUAUUGGCAGAGGGCAAACGCAAUGGUGAAAGCUUGGCUAAACAGCAGUAUGGAGCUCGAAUUACGCCAAAGUGUCAAGUUUAAAACGGCACGCGAAAUAUGGGUCGACCUUGACGAACGGUUCGGUAAGGAGAGUGCACCCCGGGCAUAUGAAUUACGGUGUGCUCUUGGGGCCGUUCGACAGGAGGGGCAGUCUGUGUCGGCAUAUUUUAGCCGGCUCCGACGAAUUUGGGAUGAGAUGGCUUCAAUUUCUAAGGCGCCAAGUUGCAAUUGUGGGAAGUGUACGUGUAAUCUCACAAAACAUUACAAUGAAGCUCGAGAUAGAGAUCACUUGUACGAUUUCUUAAUGGGUCUAGAUGAAUAUUACGGACCUCUCAAAAGUCAUAUUUUAGCCACUCGUCCCAUCCCUACUUUAACCGCAGCGUACCACUUAAUCUCAGAAGCAGAACAUCACCGCAAUAUUGUCACAACAAGGAAGACAGGUGUUGAAAACGCAGCCUUCCAAGCGCAGGUCAAAACAGCUUUUGACCCAAAUAAAAAACUGCUUGGUGGAAAGCUCUGCACGCACUGUGGCCGAACAAACCACACCGUUGAUUCCUAUUUUGAGAUCGUGGGUUACCCAUCUAAUUGGAAUCUACGUGGCAAGGAACAGAAGCAACAAAUGCCACGCACUGGAGAAGGGCGAUCAACUGACCGCAACUCACGUAGCACCGACCGCGGCAGAAGAGGCAGUGGAGCGCCUAAGGCCGCACAUGUGGACAGUAGCGAACAGCUGGCAGGCCUAUCCACUGAUCAAUUGCAGCGCCUAGCGCAAUUUAUGCGCACCGAAUUUGAUAAGCAGGGACCCACUUCUCAAAAUUCCCAUAACAUGCAGGUCAAUAUGGCAGGAACAGGAAGGUUCGACUCACCAUGGAUAAUCGAUUCGGGCGCAUCCGAACACAUUACAUGUGAUGAUAGAUUACUGACUGAUAUAAUGGCAAAUCCUUCAGAAUCUCCUGUCCGAAUUCCCAAUGGACUUACCCUCGAGGAAGCUGAUUGGGGUGGGUAGGUGUCAUGGCGGUUUAUAUUACUUGGAGCCUUCAAGCAGUGAACGGGUGGCAAUGAUGGUUUCUUCACAAUAUGAAGUUUGGCACAGACGUUUGGGACAUGCUUCUGAUGACAAGCUUCGUCACAUUGUUUUUUUGCAAGGUUCAAAGAAAAGUAUUUCUUUUUGUGAUUCUUGUGUUCGAGCUAAGCAAACUCGUCUUCCUUUCCCAAAUAGUUCAAUAAAAACACAACAAAGUUUUGACUUAAUUCAUUGUGAUAUUUGGGGUGGAUAUAAAUGCCCUUCCCUCACUGGUGC